AUGCGAUUAUACGGUGCCGUUUCGCGCGAGAGUUUAGAAGUUGCGCUUUACGGCUUCUCCAGCACAAUCUUCUCCGCGGACCGGAUGAAAGGGUGCGAACCCCCGCCUCCGGUAGGUUCACCUUGUGCCUCACCCGCCUUAAGGCGGAGUCAUCGGCGGAAUAGUCCUUCCGCUCACAGCCAAUCGCUGACCGCUGCUUUAGACGAAGAAGAUCUGAGUGGCAAUAUAUUUGACUUAGGAAUUACGGAGGAAGAUAUUAAGGUCAUGGAGAGGCAUUUCUUGGACGUAUUUACUAGUA
Sphaeroforma arctica JP610 is the source of this 298-nucleotide messenger RNA. RefSeq lists its product as hypothetical. Lineage: Eukaryota; Ichthyosporea; Ichthyophonida. The record is from RefSeq and is a predicted model, not a curated record. The transcript is spliced from 2 exons. The annotation marks the transcript as partial.